Vicia faba (fava bean) is the source of this 900-nucleotide messenger RNA. NCBI's taxonomy places the organism in Eukaryota, Viridiplantae, Streptophyta, Magnoliopsida, Fabales, Fabaceae. The record is from the annotation of a GenBank genome assembly.
AUGGCUGGAAUGAACAAGAAUCAACAAUCAAAUUGGUGGUGGCUUGAUACUAACACUAAUACCAAACGUUCCCCUUGGCUUCAAUCCACUCUAUCUGACCUAAAUGAGAAGACGGAUGCAAUGUUAAAGUUAAUAGAAGAAGACGCAGAUUCCUUUGCUAAACGCGCAGAGAUGUAUUACAAGAAACGACCCGAGCUUAUAAGCAUGGUUGAAGAUUUUUAUCGGACACACCGCUCGUUAGCUGAGCGGUAUGAUCAAGUCAAACCCGACACAGGAAUCAGCCACCUCAUGCCAGGAGGAUCACCUUUUGCUUCGGCUAAGUAUCAGAUAGAGAAACUGAUUAGUUUUGCAGAUACCGGUUAUGAUACCUAUUCGGAGAAUUUCGAUGUAGACGAGUCUGUGGAGUCUGAAGUUGAUGAUCCCGAGCAAGAAGAAAAAGAGGAGACCAAAUUUAGUUACACAAAAGAAGAGCGAGUUUCGUCUGUGGCUGUCGCUGUCGCUGUCAACGACGAAGUAAUGAAUCUAAAAAACGAGAUUAAGAGAAUAAAGGAAGAGAAUGAGAUUCGUAAGGAGCAGUUGAAACAGAAAGAUACUGUUUGUGAUGAAGUAAUGAAGUUGAGGGAAGAAAUAGAAAAACUAAGGGAAGAGAAUGAGGAACAAAAGGAACAACUGAAGCAAAAAGAUGAACAGAAGAUAGAGGUGAUUAAACAACUGAGUUUAGCAGUAGAUUUGUUGAAGCAAGACAAUGUGAGCAUGAGAAGCUUCAUUGCUAACGAGUCCACUAAGAAAUGGAAAUUUCCAUUUGAGUUCAACAAAUUUGGUGGAGCAUUUUCUGUGAAAUUGUUUAAUGGGACUCAAAGGAAUCAGCCUAGUGUUGAGCUCUCUACAAGACGCGGUUAA